AUCUGUUCCAUUGAAAGCAGUUUGUUACUUUCCAAUAAUAAAGAGGGAAGAAGGAAGCCGGACAAUAUUUUCCUCGUUUCAGCAUGCUGAGGUGAUAAUAAUUGAACGGUGUUUGUUGAUUGAAUAUGUUUAACAUGCCAAACAACUUGUCUAAUGAGUGAAGUGUCAUAAAGUGUUGUGAUCUCCACGCGAAGUCUUCGACUCCUGUUUCGUGUUGUUGAUGGGGUUAACUGAUACGGUAGCGGAGAGGUAGUGUUGAUGAGGUGGUGUUGGUAUCAUCGCAGACAGGUUCUCCUGUUUCAUCUCAUCUCACGUUUAAAAAAUCGUGAUGGUAUCCCACUAUCAACCUCCUCUUCAUGUCUGGUCUUUGAAUACCCCUCCAGACGUCAGCCAAAACAAUCAAGGAGACGUUUAAAAGCAUGUUUGAGGACCACUUCGUUUACAUACGCCUGUGAUCAGACAUUCUGGAAUUAUUUGGGUUUACAAAAGGACUCUAACGAAUUGGAAAACUAGCUCUUACGAAGGCGACCAAAACAGGACUACGACAUUGCGGGGACAUCAUCUCUCAAUUUUGUUCUCCCUUCCUAUCCCUAUCUCCCACUCUCUCUCUCUCUCUCUCUCUCCUACUUCUUCUUGGAGAAUAGAACGAAGGGGAGUAGAUGCAAAGUGUCUUCUUGCACUGUCCUGAUUAUUAACCUGAAGGAGGAAGAAGAAGAAAAAAAGUUGCCGCCGUCUUCUCCCGGACUCUUAUUCUCGAUUCAACGACCUUCCCGCGUCCAGGGGCAAGCCAAAAUUAGAUGCACGCGUCUGGCGUCCAUUUACACAUAGGGCCAAGUAUAUCACUUGGAUGUCUUAAGUUCAAAGCGGUGCUCUCAAUCUUUCUCUCUCUCUCUCUUAUACGUCGUGAGCGGAGACAGAGGGGACAAGACGGGUCGAAGGAGGAAGAGAAAGGGAAUGACGGAGGAAAAGGUUGUCUGAUGGAGAUACGAGUCCCCAUUUCUCCACUUUGUUUUCUCCCGUAAAACGAGAGUAAGAUGAGGAAAGAUUGUCGUGCUUGAAUGGUGGUUAUUCACCCCUCGUGUCAUCCUAUAGCGCUCCAGUCAGGCAUGGUGUAUGUGGAGGCUCCGGACGAACGGGACUCUGUCAGAGAGAGGCCCUGAAGUUUAGGCAGAGCAGAGUGCCACAGUUCGCAUCAUCUUUUAAAAGCUCUUUAUUAAUCUAGAGCACGGGAAAAAAGUGGUAGGGGGAUAAAUAGCAACGUGGUUUCCCAACACUUCACUUCUCAUCGCUAUCUCAUCGAAACCGGCUGCUGCAGGCGACUAGCUCGCCAAAUCCUCAUAAUUUCCAGAAUCAUCUCGACUAUCUUCCCGCAGACCAGCAACAGUUUCUUCCAUCCUGCUUGAAAGAAAACUUCACAAGCUCGAGGAAGAGUACAGCCGAAAUCAAAACUUCGAUUCAACCAUCUGCCAAGUGCGAUUAAUUAUUAAACAAAGGGACGUACUGACCAGCGCUGACAUCUCAGAACACCAUCUCCUACGCUGAAGUCCCAAAGAAGAGGUUUGCGACCUUCGUCCCCUCUUUCCUCGCCAUCACAACAUCAACAGUCAUCUUUCUUGUUGACACUGUAAACCGAUCCCGCGGCCUCACGAUGAGCUCUAUUUAUUUAUUACUUUCCCUUUAUUUAUUAGCUUCCCUCCUUCUAGUAAGCCGUGCACAAGAACCCGUUGUCAGCACCGGCAACACCGAGAUUAACCAGUGUAAUGAUGGGAGACAUAAUUGUAGAGAGAACGAGGCCUGUACGCAAACCAGAAAGUCAUUCAGGUGCUCGUGUAUUCACGGCUACAACCGGCAAGGAAUCACAUGUCGAGAUGUAGACGAAUGUCAAGUAAAAAGCGGUGGCUGUGUUCACACUUGUAUCAAUACAUUAGGAAGUUACCAAUGUGGGUGCUAUUUCGGGUUUACCUUACACAUCGAAGGAAAAGAUUGCUUAGAUAAAGACGAAUGUGCAUCUGGCGAGCAUCGUUGUCAACAUGAAUGUAUUAACACAAUAGGCAGCUACGAGUGCGCAUGUCCAAAAGGAAUGUAUUUAAAUGAAGACGGAAGAACAUGUUCAAACGAUGCCGGCUGCUUAAAUCCUGACCUAGAUUGUGCCCACUAUUGUGUCGAUGUAGCCAAUGGUCAGUCUAUAUGUCAAUGUAGACCUGGCUAUCUUCUAUCUGGCAGCAAGAAUUGUAUACCCACGUGUUUACUAGGGAAUGGUGGAUGUCAGCACGUGUGUACAGAUUCACCCAUUGGUCCCCUCUGUAGCUGCCAUGAAAAGUACAACCUCCAUACUGAUGGGAGAACGUGUGUAGAGGCGUACGACGAUCCGGACGACUAUUCCUCCACUUCAGCGCUUCGCGCAGAUGAGGUUCUCGGUCCGAGGCACAAUGGGGCAUCAUUAUCAGGGAUAGAGACGUGUGGGCUGAAUAACGGUGGGUGCGACAGAGAGUGUGAGGACACUCCUACAGGUGUCCAGUGCAGCUGUCCGGAAGGGUUCGAUCUGCUGGCAGAUGGGCGGACAUGCAAUGAUCGAGACGAGUGCAUAGUGGAUAAUGGCGGUUGCUCUCAUAUGUGUACGAAUCGAUUAGGAACCUACGAAUGUACCUGCCCCAGAGGCUACAAGCUGACAUCAGAAGGACAUACAUGUGAAGAUGUAAAUGAAUGUGCGAUGAAUGAUACCUGUGAUCAUACAUGCGUUAACCUGCCCGGGAGCUUCAGGUGUCUUUGCGAUGCUGGAUUCCAAGCCUAUGGCAUAACGCAUUGCGGAGACGUUGACGAAUGCUCCAUCAACAACGGUGGAUGCCAACAUGGCUGCCAUAACACACAGGGGAGCUAUGAAUGCUACUGCAGAGAAGGUUUCAAGCUCCAUCCAAACAAAAAGGAUUGCAUAGCAGCCAUAAGAUGUCUUCCGCUACGGACACCUGCCCGUGCCAUCCUCCAGUGCGAAACGGAAGGUACGGACGAGGUGUGUUCUCUCCUAUGCGAGUCCAACUCGCACUUCACGGCUUCGGGACAGGGAACCUUCAACUACCAGUGCGGCGAGAGUACGCAUUUCGAAUGGACGCAUGGCGCCACUAACGAUACACUUCCCAGCUGUUCUGCUUCUGUCGAUGUUCCAAUGGUAAGUCGGAAGGCACGCUUAUUCUUCUCCACCAGCCGUUGCGAACUUCAGAGGCGGGUCACACGCCAACUCUCCAAGACCAUCAAUCAGAAGUUAUCAGGUACGGAUGGGCUGUCCGAAGAGUCUAACACUGAGUCGACCUUUGACCCUGCUGACCCACCAGCUCCCUCAUCGGCGGCAUGGGAGAGCCGCGGCUUCAAUUCUACAUCCCUCGCCAGUGACGCCGGAGGAUGUCGACGAGAUUGCGAGGUGAGUUUCCUCAAUCUAAGCUGUGACCAACAACCCGUCGCCAGGAGAAAACGACAGGCGGGUCGGUUGUCGUCGUCGUCGUCUUCGAUCACAGAUGUUGCGGGAAGCGGAUCAUUGAUCACGGCUUAUGUCGAGAUCGUCAUUAAAGCCCGACUCAAUGGAGUGACAUCUCGAUGUGAUCUGGAAUGCGUGCGGAAGAAGUCGGAGCGGAAGAUGAAACGGCUGAUCACGAAGUUGCGGAAGGCCAUCGAGAGAGACCACUUCGUCGUCCAGAUCGACGGCAACGAGUACGAGAUGAGCCGGAACCUCAACGUGACUGACGUCUCCGAAGCAAGCUGUCCACUCGGCCAUGUCAUGAUAGAUGCUGGACGAUGCGUGGCGUGCAGCAUGGGUACCUACUACCAUGCUAGCAGUGGGGGCUGCCUCCCCUGUGAAGCGGGCUCUUACCAGGAUGAAGAGGGGCAGUUAGAAUGCCGAAGGUGCCCACAACAGGAUCAACAGUAUGACGUGACUGGGGCACGUCAUAUAACAGAAUGCGGAGGACAAUGUCGUCCCGGUGAAUACUCUGUAGAUGGUUUUCAACCAUGUGAUUCCUGUCCGGUCGGGUCCUACCAGCCCGAGUCUGGCCGCACACACUGUCUACCAUGCAAAGGUGGCUUGCUCACUAGAUCACAUGGUUCGACUUCAUUCGCAGACUGCCUAGCGAAAGAACAUUGUGGACCCGGCACGUAUUAUAACGUCACCACCCACUCCUGCGAGAGAUGCCCAAGGGGCUGGUAUCAGCCACACCCUGCUAUGAACUACUGCAUCCGUUGUCCUGGCAACACCACCACAGAUGAAAAUGGAGUAGCAGACGGAGAUCAAUGCAAAGACACAACAUGCAGAGCUCAGAUCGGUCAGUACGUAGGGUACAUCGAAACGCCGAACUUUCCCGGUGAUUAUCCCGCUAAUGUGGACUGCACAUGGCAUAUCAAACCACCCAGAGGUCGGAAGGUCAUCUUUGUAGUUUCAGAGAUCUUUCUGCGCAAGGAGGAUCAAUGUGGGGACAUCGUGGUCAUUAGAAAAACAGCGUCGCCGUACUCCACAACGUCUUUUGAAACAUGUGAGAACGUGACGCGGCCCAUAGCGUUCCUUGCACAGUCAAAGAGAGUGUGGAUACGGUUCACAACAGAUGCUGCACAUGCAGCUAAAGGCUUUAGAAUACACUACUCAAUGUAUGAUGAAACAUAUGAAGAUCUAAUGAAAGACAUUGUAGGUGAUGGAAGACUAUACGAAUCCGAGUACCAUCAAGAAAUUCUGAAGAAUAAAGAGGUCCUAGCAGCGUUACUAGAAAUUAUAGCACAUCCUGAGAUAUACGACAAUUACAGACUAGAAGAAUCGAGGUCCAUCCUACCGCGUUCCUUCAUCAAACUCCUACGGAACAAGGUGGCCCGGUUCCUUUACCCCGAAGAAAUGUAUCCUAACGGCUACAAGGAUCCUCUAGUUACUGCUAGCACAUGGGAUUAACUUGUCACCCCUCUGUUCCUGUCCUGCCAUCCCUUGUACUUCACGAGUAGCUUCGUUGUACCCAUUCGUAGAACCAAGACGCCCGUUACAGAAUCGACCACUUUUAUCCAUGCCUGCAAUCGCUUCAACACCGUUUCUGUCACAAUGCAAUAGCAUGAACAGAACUCAACUUAUCUUUAAAAAAACGUUAGCUAGGUUUCUCCCCUAUCUAGUACCCCUUCUUUGAACAAAUCCCUUUUCUCUUCUUACGUUUUUGGAUGAAGAUCUGUUACUUUUAGCAGCUCCAAUUCAUUUUCUACCUUAUUGUCCCUGUCGGGCUAACAAUCAUGUCCCUGCACAAUAUACAGUUGUAUAAUUCUCUCGCCAAAUACUGGAACUCACUAGAUGUAUCUCUUUCUGUUAUAAUAAUAAACUUUGCUUUUAUAGCGAAUAUCACCAGUAAACACAAUCGCAACUACCUUCGAAAAAUCAACUCAAAGGCAAUUUCAAUACCCAAUUGUAUAUCUCGUAGGAAUCAUGUUCGGUUUACGUAAUCUGACAUUUUAAUGUUUGCACGUUUUAAAGACCGUCAAUACUAAUGGGCCAGAAGGAAUUAGACCACACAGCGAGGUCACUGACAGGUGGCUAUCUCAUUAACUCAGCUCUCAACUAACAUAAGAAAAAGAGGAUCAUGGGGACCAACAGGCACCGAUUUGGGAGGUUUGCUAUAUAGAGGGAGCAAGUAGCUACAACUAGGACAGUGGGGCUAUAAAGGGUGAUGAGAGUGGCUAUUGUAAUUGCCUUAAGUUGAUUUUCCAAUAUAUUUGUGAUCGUGUUAUAUAAGAUAUCGCCUCUUUUACCCUUGGAAACCCAGAUCUACCCUCUUUUGUUACCCAGAAUACCCAUUUCUAAACCACUCCCUUGUGUCCACUUUUAUGAUCGAGGGCACGUCUAAAUGACAUGUAAUGUGUUACUCGUCUGUAUAUCUGCAUGUUGAACAAGUAUGACGGUUUCGUCACUAAAUUAUUGAUUUUCCGUGACAAUAUCGUCCGUGUAUCAUCAUAUUUAUUCAUGUUAUGGAGGGAAUGACGUGUGUUUUGUUUUCCAUAAAAAGUUAUUAAGUCCUAGUCAUUUACGAGACAUGAGAGUGAAAAUCGAAAAGCAGAGGUAGUACAUAAAAAGACUUUAUUAUGUGUGAAACUAUCGCAGAUGAAGAUUACUUGACCGACUUAAUGUCAAAUAUUGAGAACGUAUUUUUCUUUAUGUGCCAAUGAUAGUUAUUCAGUACCUUCAAAUUAUAUUUAAGUCAUGCACUAAUAUGUACUAGUUAUAUUGUUCGUACUUCUCUCGAAGUUGCAUUGAAGAGAGGGGAAUUGUAUUUUAAAGAGAAAAGAUAUAUAAUUAUCCUGUACAUUUUCAUUGUUAAUGUUUAUUUUUCAUGUGUUUUGGUGGUUUAGUGUUUUCCGCCUGCGCUGAGCCUAAGGCUUGUAUUGUUAAUGUAUGAUGUAUUGGGCUGUGUUCAAACUCAUCUACCGUAACCUUUCCAUGCCUUCAGACUGGUAUCCGACCCCUUACGCUUAGAAGUGUGUGUGUCACACGCAUAUGGGUUGGGAGAUAGAUUUGUCACCAGUCUGCCAUGCUAAGUCAGGUACUGUAGACGCUUGUGAACACGGCUGAAGUGGUACUGCAAGUGUAGGCCUAACAUUUUGUAUUGAAUUCCGUGUUGCGACUUGACGUAACGUUAGUGACAUUCAAAUAUUGAUAAAAUGUGAAUUCAAAUGUGAAUGCGGCAUGUAGCCUGAUUUACAUUAUGCCAGUUUUGCAUGAACAUGCCCCGUAAAAUGAUGUUCAAUAUAAAAUAUCCUAGUAUCGUAUUUCAGAAUGUGAUGGUUUAUCAACAGUAAACUUUAUAUGAUGCUUAAUAUUGCUUUGGAACUAUACUGAAUAUUGAUUGCUGCUAUUCAGUGAUAAUGUCGUGGACUUAAGAAUCAUAACUGACAGAAAUUGUAUAAUGACAUACACAAUGUAUUUCAUUGAAUAAAUGUAUGCUAGCAAUUGCCAUUUAGGUAUUGAGCUCACUUACAAUUUUGUGAAAUACACCCGAUGAUUCAAGGUUCGUUCAGAUUCGACGCGGUAAUCCGCGGCACAGGGAAAUAACCGCUUUUUGUGUGUGUGCUGUUCAUGGCAAUUAAUGACAACUGCAUAAUGAAGUUCCUGCGCGUAUUCAUGGAGCUUUGCGUUAAAGGAUACAGAAAUGUGAUGGUGUUUACGUCAUCAUAAAAAACCGCAGCGGCUUUACCGCGUCAUACCUGAAAGGAACCAACCGGUAAAUAUUAUAGUGCCAUGUCGUUUAGUAGUAGGUAAAUGUAACAAUCCUUCUAAAUAGCUACUGUGUCUUGAAGAAGUAAGCUUUUCACCGUCAAUGAUCAAUGGCAAAGUGUAUUCAAGAUUGAUAAUAAUAUGUGAAUGGCCUUUAUUGUUACUAAUAUUUCAUAAUUUUAUCAUAUGUUCAGUCUAUACUCUUGUUGCAAAAACGUCUCAUGUCUGUACAAGAAACGUAAAGCAUUGUGUGAUUGCGACUGUACAGAAACAAAAAGAGUUGAGUUUGCACCAAGUACAAUAUGUAAUGAUCUAAAUAAGAUGAUGUUGUAGUAUUAUAGCUUGUGCAAAAUAUAUGAUAGGUGGGCUAUUCUGUAGUGUCAUAAAUAUAUAUCUAUAGUUAUGCUCUGCACGAAUAUAUUGGUAUAUGCUAUGCAAUCUCUCGUCUCCCACCGUCAUGCUUUUGUCAAUGAGAUACCAAAAACAAAUGAAAAUUGCAUAUUGACUGAAUAUAAAAACUGAUUAUUGUUUCUUUGCUUAUUAUAAUGAGUGCGAUUCUGGCUCUAAAAAUUCCCAGAUUAAAGCACAUGAACUUAUAUCAAACAUGAAUAUGGUAGAUGUAAUGGGGAGAUAUUUGUCAGAUUUUAACAUGUCAAGAUCAUGCGCCAAAUUCUGUUGAAAUGAAGUUAUGAACACAUAAUAAUGCUAUCUUUUUUUUGUCUUCUUCAGAGCUCAAAUUUCUAGUCUUUGCCAUUUAGUGUUUCAUCAAAGUGGCAUGAAAAUAAAUAAUUACUUCUUUCCGGCUUUGAACGACCAUUUGUAUGGGACGAAAAUUGUGGAGACUAAUAUCAAUUCUGUUUAUUUCUUUGUUUUUUAUGAUUAUUAUUAUUAUUAUUGUCAUGAUUUUUAUUAUUAUUAUUAUUAUUAUUAUUAUUAUUAUUAUUAUUAAUAUUAUUUUUAUUAUUAUUAUUGAUAAUAACGUCAUUAUUGCUUUUCUUCUCAAUAUUAGUAAACAAUUGUAUUUAUUAUUAUUGUCAUUAUUAUUUAUUCAUUUUUUUUAUUAGUAGUAUUAUCAUUAUAAUAUUUUACUAUUAUUGUUAAUAAACCAUGCACUCUUCAUAAUCAAACACUAAAUCUUUCGGUAAAAUAUACUAUUGCAAUCACUCAACUACCAAUGUGGUGCAAGAAGUGGUAAUUCUUAGGAAUAUCAUUUGAGUUUUAGAGCCAGAAGGGCGUUAACUCUGUGUUAAAGCUAAUAAGUUAACACCCUCCUCGCUCCAGACAGGAUUAUGACGAAAAAAUUAAAUCUGUCACCUAAACUUGUUUUCAUUUAAUAGAUAUGUAAUGCAAGGUAUAAGCAUAAUGAUAACUCGUAGCUAAAAAUUGAUUUUAUUUUGUUUGUUUGCCAUAUGAAUGUAAAUAAUUGUUGAUGCGCUAACGUAAUCUACGACAAAUUAAAACAAGGGCCAAAGAAUGAACUAUAAA
Messenger RNA from Strongylocentrotus purpuratus (purple sea urchin), 8701 nucleotides. Its product is annotated as signal peptide, CUB and EGF-like domain-containing protein 1. NCBI's taxonomy places the organism in Eukaryota, Metazoa, Echinodermata, Echinoidea, Camarodonta, Strongylocentrotidae. The record is from RefSeq and is a predicted model, not a curated record. Gene Ontology annotation, molecular function: calcium ion binding. Gene Ontology annotation, biological process: signal transduction. The transcript is spliced from 23 exons. The coding region runs from base 1649 to 4918 and encodes 1089 amino acids. Gene Ontology annotation, cellular component: cell surface.